Messenger RNA from Thunnus maccoyii (southern bluefin tuna), 3407 nucleotides. RefSeq names its product transmembrane and coiled-coil domain family 3 (gene tmcc3). The transcript is spliced from 5 exons. Gene Ontology annotation, cellular component: endomembrane system. Lineage: Eukaryota; Metazoa; Chordata; Actinopteri; Scombriformes; Scombridae. The record is from RefSeq and is a predicted model, not a curated record. Bases 297 to 1688 code for a protein of 463 amino acids.
UCGCGGGGGUUAGGAGGAUUACCGCGGCGGGGCUGGCAGGGGGAGCGAACCGCACUGUCGCUACCGUCGCUGCUGCUGUCGGACGGUUUUCCAGCAGCUAUAACCGGCAGAGCGGAGGAGAGCCGUGAUGGCAUGUAAGGCACCGGCGACGUUAACGGACAACCGUCAACUCCGCUGUUGAAGACAACGAAACGGUAGAACCAGCUCGAGUGCCGAGAUUAUGUCCGGAGCUCGUGCUGCUGCUGCGGCGAAAAGUUUAUCAGAAGUCGGGAUACAGUCACACCAACGGCGGUAAUAUGGCGGAGCGCAGCGCCUGCAAUGUCAACAUCCUCAGCAUCCCCGUGCCCAUCCGCCGCGGAGGCUCAGAGUCCAACCUGGACGUGGUGGACAGCGUCGGAGAUGACGGAGUGGGCCUGGAUUUCACUAAGGGGGCGCUGGGUAUCGACAGCCUGCAGCAGAAGAUCCUCAAGGUGACCGAGCAGAUCAAGGUGGAGCAGACGGCUCGGGACCAGAAUGUGGCCGAGUACCUGAAGCUGGUGAACAACGCGGACAAGCAGCAGGUAGGGCGAAUACGUCAGGUCUUUGAGAAGAAGAACCAGAAGUCGGCGCAAAGCAUCGCCAGGCUGCAGAGGAAGCUGGAGCAGUACCACCGUCGCAUGAAAGACAGCGAGACCAACGGCAAGCACGGCCACAAGGAUAACGGCAAAGAGUCCGGGACUCACAGCAAGGAGGGAAGCCUGCGUGACGUCAGCUCCACCGGACGACACCCGGCGCUGGACAAAGUGAAGACGAUCGGUCCCGGCGUGUCGCUCUCGCCGCCUUUCUUCUUCAACAAGUCGAGGGAGUUCGCCAACCUCAUCAGGAACAAGUUCGGCAGCGCCGACAACAUCGCGCACCUCAAGAGCUCCAUGGAGACGGAGUCCGGGCUGAAGGUGGACGGCGGGGCGAGGGGUCUGAGCGGUAGCGCCAACACAGUAGCCAAGACGAACAAGUACCAGAGCGACGACGAGUGCUCCACCGGGACGUCUGCAUCCGCCGACUCGAACGGGAACCCGGCCGGGGGCUCGGGGGCGGGGUCGGGAGGUCCGGGCAGGUCUGACUCCAACGGGCGCCUGGGGGAGGUGCUGGAGAUGGUCCGGGAGAUCAGGGAGGCCCAGCAACAGCUGGCGGAUGACAUGGAAACUCUGAAUACGCAGUUCAAACGAGAUUACAGCUACUUCACGCAGAUGAUGCAGGAGGAGAGAUACAGGUAUGAGAGGUUGGAGGACCAGUUAAAUGACCUCACGGAGCUCCACCAGCACGAGACCAGUAAUUUGAAGCAGGAACUGGCCAGCAUUGAGGAGAAAGUUGCCUAUCAGGCGUACGAGAGGGCCAGAGACAUACAGGAGGUCCUGGAGUCGUGCCAGACUCGGGUAUCGAAGCUGGAGCUCCAGCAGCAGCAGCAACAGACGGUUCAGCUGGAAAACACCGAUGCCAAGGUGCUUCUCGGGAAGUGCAUCAACAUCAUGCUGGCAAUCGUCACCGUGAUUUUGGUGUGCGUUUCCACGGCGGCCAAGUUCACCGCCCCGCUCCUGCGCAGCCGCCUCCACCUGGCGCUCACCUGCGUGGGAGUGUCCGUUCUAGCGCUGCUGUGGAAGAACUGGGAACAUUUACAGUGCGCUUUGGAACGAUUGCUCCUCCCACAUUGAGGAGUACAAAACGGGACCAGCAAACAUCGGCCAACCCUGCGUCCAGGUCUCCAGUAGGUGUGUCGUCAUGGAGACGCAGGAAAACAGGGAGGAGUUUACAUGUAGCCUUACACCAGCCCUAGUUCUCCAGCGGUGACUUGAUUUACGGGGUCUGUGCUUUGCAUGUUUAAACGGGGUCCACAUAGAUCCCCAGACGGGCGGAGAGCCUUUCCCAGAAUGCCUCGCCAAAAUAAUUUAAACGAAUAACGCACAGAUAUACUUGUAAGCUGAUAUCUCGUGACAGAAAUGUGACAAAGCUCUACAACAUGCUGUCUACAAAGCUGAAGGUGCAUAAAUACGAGUACGGCACUGCACUGCCGUAACAGUGUAUCACUACAGUCGUAAAGGAUAAAUCAGCUGGAAUUGAUCAGAUAAAAACCACAAUCAUGUCAUUGUGGUCUCACCAACAAAUGACACUAAAGUCUAAACAUAGAGGGGUGGGCUUUUAUCGGGGCAUUGGAAUAGAUUAUUUCUGGCCCUGUGAAGUGUAUUUGUUAUAGCAUCACCUCUAAAAAAAACAAAACCCUCACUGGCAGUCGAUCAGUCUUGAACCUGCACACGCCUACAGUCCCGUACGCCUCCUCGUACACCAGCCAGCUGUGACGAACACAAAGACAAAUCCACCUGAAGGUUGAUUUGUACUUGUGUGUCUGAACUGUUCUUGUAUUUGUGUGAUGUUUUUUUUUUUUCUUCACCAGUGUCUCCAUCCUUCAUAAGGACGUUUUGAAGUCUGGCAUACACGUUUGUUUUAAACUAUGGGUGUGUUUGUGUCAUGUACUGUACACCUGUUUGUGUGUUUAUACUGUGUUUCUUGAAGAAAUAGUGUGAAUUUUUGGGAAAUACACUUGUUUGCCUUGUUGCUGUGUGUUAUAUUAGAACAGUGGUAAGCAAAUAGUGACACGUGGGCCAAAUCCGGCCCUCCAGAAAAAAAAAAUUGGCCCGCCGAUGAAAGCUGGACUUUUGACUUUCAUUGUUUAUGUUAAAGCUUUUACAUAAUUCUUCCCAAAUCUGCUGUAGAUAACAAAAUAAAUAGCAACUUGCUACAUCUAAUUCUGCCCUCACAAACAGUGGUUGCAUCAUGUUAUUGGAACAGCGCACAGUGCUGAAAUUAAGUCUAAUUAAACUACCAGAAAUAACAUUUUCAUGUGUGAAUUCUAACACUGUUUUAAUUCCACAGCUUUAGAGAAGCAGAAUUGUUCUUUGUGAACACAAAUAGGUGUCAGUUUAACAGAAAUUGUGUGCAGGUGCCUUUUUUUUCUGUGGCUACAACAACAGUACAUUCAAUCAACACAGAACAUUUACUGUAUUUGCAUACGAGUCAUUACUAGCUGAAUGAGUAAAAUAAACUCUGUUACGCCUCACUUACUGAACCAAUGGGAAACACAAUAUUACAAUCCUUCAUACAAUGCUAUAAAUCAAUUAAGUAAUUUAAGAAUACAUUUUACUCUUAAAUGAAUUAAAAGAAAUAAAACACAUAGGCCCGCGUUUCCACUGCACUGGUUAAAAGGCCCCCAGUGAAAAAUCCUGAGCCAUAGUUGAAUCUAAUUGCUGACCCCUGGAUUAGAAGAUACCACUGUUUGUAUGGUAAAUAUAAAGCUGGAAAAAGCCCAAGAUGCAACCUAAAACUUCUUGUUUUGUCCCGACUAACAGUCCAGAACCCAACGAUAUUCAGUUUACUGU